Molecule: messenger RNA, 1455 nt
Organism: Prorocentrum cordatum
Lineage: Eukaryota; Dinophyceae; Prorocentrales; Prorocentraceae
Source: the annotation of a GenBank genome assembly
AUGAAAGACCGGUCCGUUGAAGGGGUCAGGACCUCCCAGGGUCGACGUUGUGAAGAGCAUAACGCCGGAGGUCUGGGUAGAUCUGCGAAUUCGAGUUUCAAUGAUGCAAUGGUGGCGAAGCAAAAGCGACACGCCAGGAAACACCUCGAGAGCUCAGUCCGGGAGUCGGUUCUGCAAAGGUACGCCGAUUCUUGGAUGACGUUGACCCGGAGAAAGCUCCUGCAGCACACGUGUCAUGUUUGUGCGUGGGUCGGGCUCCUUCCUGCUGAACUUGCCGUGCGCUCCGUCGGCAGAGGCAGCUUAUCCCCUGUUCGUGUUCUGACUGGGAUGCUCCGUCGGCGAGGACCAGGGAGGCUGACGCCGCGUCUGCGAGCCGCCCUGAUCCCCGUGCGGGAUCGGCUCGCCGAGGUGUUCGCCCGCGGGGCCCCGGGAUCUGCACUGAGGGACUGGAGCGAGCUUCGCCACGUCCUGCCAUUGCGGAGUGCGUUGAAAAUUGGCAUUGGCGCUGAGCAUUGUGCUGGGGCACCGUUUGCACCGUCAGAGCCCAGAACUGCGUUACCACCACCUGCAGUUUGGGUUGCCAGGGAUUCUGGCCACAACGCUGCCGAGAAGGAAAUAAAUUCCAAAAGCGCUGUUGUUCGCCAAGCGAAGAUGUGGAGGAGGCUCGCGAAGAAGCAGGAGGAGUUCCACAAGAGCUCGCAGCAAGCGAUUGAUGUGAAGGCCCUUUUGAAAGAAGCCACUGAGGCUUGCGAAUCUGGCAAUGCCCUUCGAAUAUGCAGGGCUCUCUUGGAGGGAGUUGCAUGGCUUGCGAAGCCCAGGCGGAAGCUUCGGAAAGUCACAGGGCAGAGGAUGACCGAAGAUGCACAGGCACGGAUCGAGGCCGCCUUGCAAGCAAAGAUUCGUGCAGUCAUUUUAGCUUGCUUGCGCAGCCUCGAUUUGGAUGACGAAGGAACACAACAGCGCAGCGACGUCCAAGUUUCUGUGCGACGCCUUAAGUCGCGUAUGGACGGUCUGAAUUUACAUUUCGUCGCAGCACGAAAGGAAUGGUCAGCAAUUGCUUCAUGCAUUGCACAGUUUAGACUGCGCGAGGCGACAGGCAGACAAAAGGAGGAUACAAGCUGUUCUACUAGCAAGCACAAGGUUCGAGUUGGCAAGGUCGGCGUUGCUAAGGUAUUGAUCAGGACAGCAUUGUGGAGACUGGGCGGCGAAGGGAUUAGCCAAGACGUCGUCGAGUGUAUAAAAUCAGAUUCGGGAUUAUUCUCGAUCGUGGAAACGUCCAUGAACACUCACGAGACCACAGGCAACACUCAUCGACGGGGCGAAGCCGUUUGGGAGGUGAACGUGAAGAAUUCGAUGGCCAAGGAGACAGUGUGCAAGUUCACAGGCAGAAAGCGACAGCGACGUGGCCAAGCAGGAGGAAUUGCAUUCAAGAUUUUCCAGCUGAGGCCAGAUUGA